GGGGGCAGCGUGGUUACCAUGGAGACCGCCGGGACGCGGCGCGGCCUGUGAAGGGAGACAAAAUCAAAGCCCGACUCAACUCCGUCCCUGAUAUUGGCUCCUAAUUUCCUAACCGAAAAUACUGUAGUCAUUCCCGAGUCCUCCUCAGAUUCUUUCAGUAUUUGGGGUCAAGAUGUCUAAAGUACAGGAAGAACAGGAUUUGCAGAAGUUUCUUAGAGAUGUGGAUGAAGUUACCAACUUGAUUCAAGGCCUAAAUUCCACAGACCCUUCUAUCCAGGAGAAAGCCAUUGCAGACACAGAGAAAAGAUUAAACACCACUGCUGUCAAAUGUGAGGAUAAACACAAGCCCACAGUGGACAGAACAUGCAUCAAUACACGAGCCCCGGAUUUGCCAGAUCAGCAGGAAACAAUGAAUCCAGAGAGUUUUAUGGCCGCUUUAGAAAAGGAUGCCAAAGAGCGAGCAACGAAAAGGAAGCACAAUGAAGCCUUAGCAAACGCACUGAAAGAAAAAGGGAAUGAUGCUUUCAGCAAAGGGGACUAUGCUCUGGCUAUUCAGAAGUACACUGAAGGCCUCAAGAAGCAAAAGGAUAUGCAGGUGCUGUACACCAACAGAGCACAGGCCUACAUCAAGUUACAAGACUAUGAAAAAGCUAUCAGUGACUGUGACUGGGCUUUAAGGUGUGAUGAAAAAUGCAUCAAAGCUCUCUUCCACAUGGGGAAAGCAUAUUUGGCCCAGAAGCAGUACAGUAAGUCCAGAGAAUGCUACCUGAAGAUUUUAGACAUUGAUCCUGGAAAAGAGAAGCUGUGCAAAGACUACAUACACCAAGUAGACUUGGAGGAGAAAAGACAGCACGAGGAUGAGAGGGCCAUGGAGGAGCUUGAAUCUGGAAAACACACAGCUGUGUCAGUGAAGGAGUUGCUCCAGCAGCUCCGCAGCCCUGAUGAGAACAUUCUGUACUAUGCAGAUGGGAUUAGGCUUCUGACUGCGUUGAUGCAAGACUGCACUGAGCAAGCCUUAUUUAGGACAAACAAUGGCUUCAGUAUCAUCAAUGACAACGCAGUCGUGCAACGGGUCUUCCACACCAAGACAAAAUCCCCUGAUGAAGUGGAGCUCUUUAUUGCCAUUCUCCUUCUGUGGCAAGCAGCCUGCAAAGACAAUGAGGAGAACCAGCGUCUGCUUCUCACUCAUCCUGAUGUCAACCUGCAACUUCCUUCUCUGUUGCUCUCUGAGGUGCCCAAAAUCCAAGAAGAGUGCUUAGCCCUGCUUUCUCUCUAUGCAGAAACAGAGAAUGGGAGGAUCCUGUUGGUCCGACACCUGGACACAACUAGGUGGCUACACAUCUUUAUGUCCUUCAUCAAAGUUUUUGACAGCAGAGCUAGAUGUGCCUUGAAAUUGCUGACCAGCUUAAUCCCAGAGGAGAAGUUCAAAAUUCAGUGCCGUAUCAAACUCUCCACGGAGACUUUGCCACUAUUCAUAGAAUUACUGAGUUCUGCUAAGACACUGAACAAGCUGGGCCUCGCCCAUUGCAUUGCCAUCAUGGGAGACAUCUGCUCUGAUGUGGUCAUCCGAAUGCAGAUGACUGAAAGCCCAGAUUGCUGGCAGGCCUGUUUGAGCUUUCUGGAUGAGUGCUGGAACAAAGGCACGGCCACCAGAUACCCGGAGUGUCUCUAUGCACUGCUUGGCCUGAUGAUGAACCUCUCUUUGGAACCCAAUUUGCUCCUUCAGGAUCUUGCCAUAGAGAUUUCUGGGAAAUGCAUGUCCCUCUUUGACUGUAAAGAGGGAGGAAUUGUGACACGAGCAGUUGGGCUUUUAAGUCACAUCCUGCCAAUGAGUCCAGAGGCACAGGAAGAGGCAAUAAAAGAUGGCGUGGUGAGCAAAAUGAUCAGAUUUCUCAAGGCAGAUGGGCCGAUCACACAUGGCUAUGCAAUGAAAACCCUGGCUGUUUGUGCCAAAAGCAGCCAAGAGGCACAGGAAGAGAUUGUAAAGCUGGAUAAAAAAUGUAAGAUCCUGCUGAAGUUUCUGCGCUCAGAGAAUGAGGUGUUGGCAGGAAAUGCUGCUUUCUGCCUUGGGAGGUGCUUUGAGGUGCCUGGAGCAGCCACAGAUUUGCUCAACGUGGAUAUUGUGCGGAUUUUAUUGAAAGUCGCUGGCAGGGAUGCCCAGCGGACGUCUGUGCAACAGAACGCAGCCAUUGCUUUAGGAAAGCUCUGCGCAGCUGAUGCCAGGCAAGUAUCCACAGAUGUGGGCUCACUGAGGAUUAUCCUCCUUCUGUUGGUUUUAUUUAUUUGUUUAUUUGUCAUAUUCAUGUCCUGCUGAACUACUAAGUGAAGUUCUCAAGGCAGCUUCCAAUAUAUUUAAAAUACAGAAAAAUGCUAAAUGUUACUAUGCAUGUAAUCACAAAAGGUGAAUAUUAGUUUUCCCUUGCCCCAGAAAUAGCUGCCAAGCCGCUGACAGGUACUGUAAGUCUCUCUUUCCCUCCCUCAUUGUCUCCCACAAUCCCUGGCUCUGGAGACAGAUGCAAGGCACGCUGGGGGAAUAAAGGCUAGACCUCUGAGAAGCUCAUUUUUUAUGGCUUUCUGGUCUCGUUUUGCAUUUAUUUGUGCUAAUUUGUAUUGGCAGCCAUCCUUGGAACUGAUGUUAUUUGGCAGAUUAUGAACAAAUAUUGUAAAUCAGUACACAUUCAGCCACUUUGGUGGGCUUUAAAGAAACAGCUGUAGUGGGUUAAGGCAUCAAGCGGUGAAUGAUUUUUGCGUGUGAGAGAUGAUUGCUUGACUGUUCUGACACAUCACAGCCAAGUGGUGAGGCCAGGGUUUUCCAGUCAGUCAAGUUUUUAUUAUUUUUCAGUCAGUGUCCAUUAUAAUAUCAUCACUUGUUACCUUCUAGAAUCCCUUUUGACAUGUGGAGUGGGCCAGGAAGUGCUGAGUUCUGAG
Zootoca vivipara (common lizard) is the source of this 2928-nucleotide messenger RNA. The record is from RefSeq and is a predicted model, not a curated record. NCBI's taxonomy places the organism in Eukaryota, Metazoa, Chordata, Lepidosauria, Squamata, Lacertidae.